This is a messenger RNA of Triticum dicoccoides, 873 nucleotides long. RefSeq names its product putative ripening-related protein 4. The record is from RefSeq and is a predicted model, not a curated record. The coding region runs from base 33 to 656 and encodes 207 amino acids. The transcript has a single exon. NCBI's taxonomy places the organism in Eukaryota, Viridiplantae, Streptophyta, Magnoliopsida, Poales, Poaceae.
GACGACGUAUAGGUUGCAGGCAAGUGAGAAACAUGGCUAACGGGAAGCUGCUGGCCGUGCUUGCUCUCUUCCAGGUCCUGUCGCUCCUCCUCCACGUCCAUGGCGUCUCCGGGGCCAUCAGCCUCACGCACAAGCAUGCAAAGCGGCCCGGCGCAGGCGGGGGCGGCGGCGGCGGGAAAUGCCACGUCACCGGCUUCCUCCAAGGCAAGGCCGGCAAGUGCAACCCGGAGCACGGCUCCGACUGCUGCGUCUCCGGCCACCGCUACCCGCAGUUCAAGUGCUCGCCCCCGGUGUCCGCGAAGACGCCGGCGAUCCUCACGCUGAACAGCUUCGCGGCGGGAGGAGAUGGGGGAGGCAAGUCCUUCUGCGACAACAAGUUCCACCCGGACACCGCGCGGGUGGUGGCGUUGUCCUCGGGGUGGCUGCGCCUGGACGGCACGCGCAGGUGCAACAAGAUGAUCCGCAUCAACGGAAACGGGCGGUCGGUGCUGGCCAAGGUGGUGGACGAGUGCGACUCAGUGAACGGGUGCGACGCGGAGCACAACUUCGAGCCCCCGUGCCCGAACAACGCGGUGGACGGGUCGCCGGCGGUCUGGAAGGCGCUGGGGCUCAAGGAGUCGAUUGGGGAGUUCAAGGUCACCUGGUCUGACGUCUGAGCUUAGGCCAGGGAGGGGAGACAUAUGUGCACCUCACUCACUGUAAGCAGCGUAUGGUGUGUGAUGAGAUGCUACCUACUCUUGGCGGUGGACCGGGUCGCUGCUAAUCUAACUAAAUAAGCCGCCGUUCACGUACUUUGAUGAUUUUCAGGUUUAUGUAUUUGUCAUGUUUCGAAAUACCCAUGUGUUGGUGCGGAGCGACAAAAGAAAAAAAAAC